This is a messenger RNA of Racocetra fulgida, 277 nucleotides long. The record is from the annotation of a GenBank genome assembly. NCBI's taxonomy places the organism in Eukaryota, Fungi, Glomeromycota, Glomeromycetes, Diversisporales, Gigasporaceae.
AUCAAUGCCAAUAAUGUUCCUACACCUCGAAGUCAUAGCGCAGCAGUGUUACUUCCAGAUGGUAGGAUCCUUUACAUCGGUGGUGUCAGUCAGACUGCUCCUGGAGAAGAGGCAACACCAAUAGAUAUGAGAUAUAUCCCAGUAUUUGAUACAAAUUCUUCAACCUGGUCGUCUGAACAAGCAGAAUUUGAGUCAACUCUUAUUCAACCUCGAGCAGGCCAUUCAGCCAAUCUGGCGGCAGACAAUACAUCAAUUAUCAUAAUUGGCGGGACUUCAA